AUGGGCAGUAUGUUGGCCCUGAACAUGUGCGAGCACACGGGCGAGAAGAUCGCGGGCUACGAGCUCGACGCCGCCAAGGGCGCGGCGGCCAAGGCCAAGGCCGAGGCCGAGGGUUUCGGCGGCGUCUUCGAGGCCUUCAGCGACGUGGCGGCCUUCGUCGGCGCGCUCAAGGCGCCCCGGCGCAUCGUGCUCCUCGUGCCCGCGGGCAAGCCCGUCGACGCGUGCCUCGCGUCGCUGCGGCCGCUGUUGGCGCCGGGCGACUGCGUCAUGGACGGCGGCAACGAGUGGUUCGAGAACACGGAGCGGCGCGCGGCGGCCUACGCCGAGGCCGGCAUCCACUACCUGGGCUGCGGCGUCUCCGGCGGCGCCGAGGGCGCGCGCCGCGGGCCGAGCCUCAUGGUCGGCGGGCCCGCGGCCGCGUGGGCGCUCAUGAAGCCGACCUUGGAGAAGAUCUGCGCGACGGGCCCCGGCGGCGCGCCCUGCCUCGGCUACUUCGGCGCCGGCGGCGCGGGCAACUACGUGAAGAUGGUCCACAACGGCAUCGAGUACGGCGACAUGCAGCUCAUCGGCGAGGCGUUCGCGCUGCUGACGUCGACGUCCGUGUGCGCGGGCGACGCGGCGCGGACGUCCGGCGCCUGCGCGGCCAUCUUCGACGCCUGGAACGGCGGGCCCCUCAAGUCGUUCCUCGUCGAGAUCACGGGCGGCAUCCUCAAGAAGCUCGACGGCGACGGCGCGCCGCUCGUCGACAGGGUGCUCGACUCGUGCGGAUCGAAAGGGACGGGCAAGUGGACCGUCAAGGAGGCCGCGGAGCAGGGCGUGCCCGCGGGCACCAUCGCCGCGGCCCUCGAGGCGCGCUACCUGAGCUCGCUCAAGGCCACGCGCGGCGCGCUCGCGGCCGCGGCCAAACCGGCGGCGCCGGCGCCCGCGCGCGCGCUCGCGGCGGCGACGCUCGAGAACGCGCUCCUCUGCGCCAAGAUCUGCUCCUACGCCCAGGGCUUGGCGCUCCUCGCCGCGGCGUCGGAGAGCCACGGCUGGGCCGUGAACGUGCCCGACGUCCUCGCGUGCUGGCAGGGCGGCUGCAUCAUCCGGGCCGCGCUCCUCGUCGACUUCAGGGCCGCCUUCGAGGCGUCGCCGGGCCUGGAGAACCUGCUCCUCGCGCCGCCCAUCGCCGCCAUGCUCGAGGCCCGCGUCGCGGACUGGCGCGCGGUCGUCGGCCUCGCGGUGGCGACCGGCGUCCCGGUGCCCGCGCUCUCCGCGUCCCUCGCCUACUACGACAGCCUCCGGUCCGCCGUGCUCCCGUCCGCGUCCAUGAUCCAGGCCCAGCGCGACUGCUUCGGCGGCCACACGUACAAGCGCCGCGACCGGGAGGGCACCUGCACGACGGACUGGCUCCACUGA
This is a messenger RNA of Aureococcus anophagefferens, 1398 nucleotides long. RefSeq lists its product as hypothetical. The record is from RefSeq and is a predicted model, not a curated record. Gene Ontology annotation, biological process: pentose-phosphate shunt, oxidative branch; pentose-phosphate shunt. Lineage: Eukaryota; Pelagophyceae; Pelagomonadales; Pelagomonadaceae. Gene Ontology annotation, molecular function: phosphogluconate dehydrogenase (decarboxylating) activity; NADP binding. The coding region runs from base 1 to 1398 and encodes 465 amino acids. Gene Ontology annotation, cellular component: cytosol. The transcript has a single exon.